Cucurbita pepo subsp. pepo (vegetable marrow) is the source of this 971-nucleotide messenger RNA. The record is from RefSeq and is a predicted model, not a curated record. NCBI's taxonomy places the organism in Eukaryota, Viridiplantae, Streptophyta, Magnoliopsida, Cucurbitales, Cucurbitaceae.
AACUUGAUUGAAGAAGCCAUAAUCGAGGCAGAUCAAAAGGGCUGUAAAGUCUUGACCUUAGGCCUCUUGAAUCAGAGCGAAGAACUGAACAAACACGGAGCGUUUUAUAUAGAAAGAAACCCGAAACUAAAAGUGAAGGUGGUGGAUGGGAGUAGCUUAGCUGUGGGUGUGGUGCUGAAUAGUAUCCCAAAAUUUGCAACCCAAGUCCUCCUCACAGGGAAAAUUACAAAAUUGGCCCUUGCCCUUUUUCAUUCUCUUUCCAAAAAAGGCAUCCAAAUUGCUGUGUUGAAUGAACAUCACUACAAACAGCUCAACAAAGCUUCUAAAUCCGAGGGCUCUUUGGUCCUUUCAACUGGCUCUUCACAAAAUAUAUGGUUGGUGGGAGAUGGUGUGGCAGAUGAAGAACAGCUAAAAGCUCCAAAAGGAACAACUUUCAUUCCCUUUUCACACUUCCCUCCAAAGAUUAUACGCAAAGAUUGCUGCUACCACUUCACCCCUGCAUUGAAAGCUCCCCCUUCGAUCGAAAACGUGCACUCGUGUGAGAAUUGGCUACCGAGACGAGUGAUGAGUGCAUGGCGCGUUGCCGGGAUGGUGCAUGCUAUGGAAGGGUGGACGGAGCAUGAGUGCGGCAACGCUAUGUUCGACGUCGAGCAGGUUUGGACGGCGAGCCUUCGACAUGGGUUUCAGCCUUUGAAGAUGUCACGUAAUACUACCUAUGGCUCUAUGUAGUUUCAUUUUAUGUACUAUGUCUAUGUUUUUAGUUAAUAGCUAUGUGUUGGUGUUUGUGGGGAAGCUAAUUUAGUCUCUAAUUCAAAGGAGGUCCCGUAGCCCAAAAUUAGGUUAAAAAUUCAAUCACCCGAAAAAAUGCAGUCAAUCCAAAUGGUACGGUACAGUACCGUUUGAGUUUGGUUAUGAACUAAUUUUAGUUGGAUUGAGUUCAAAUAAAUGAAAGAUGCAUGCAUUAAAUUAAA